CGUGACCGACGACUCACUACUUCCUUAUUUUAACAGUUUAAGGAGUUAUAUAGUAACUUUAUCUUUGGAUUGAACGCUUCAUCGACGCGUUUCAUGCCAUAGUGAAUGAUAGAGAGGUCACUGACCUGCACUCCUGCAGGCUUUACCCCGGAUACACAUAUCCAACCUGUACACUGAUUUAAAGGCUGCUAGAAAAGACAAGAAAUACACAUGAGCACCAGAUUGCAGCGUAUUAAAGAUCAUAUUUUAUCAGCAAAUCAGUGUUCAGAAAUGAGCGCUCUGCCGCCGAGCCCCCUCACCACUCAUGUGCUGAACACUGGCCGGGGUAUACCAGCUGCCGGCAUGAGCAUCACUCUGUACUUCCUGGAUCCUACGACGCCAGCUUGGAACCAUCUAACAACAGGAACUACUAACAAUGAUGGACGAUGUCCAGGUCUCAUCACUAGAGAAGCCUUCAGUCCUGGUACCUAUAAGAUGCGCUUUGAGACUGGACAGUACUGGGAGGGACUGGGGGAGACUUGCUUCUACCCGUACGUUGAGAUUGUCUUCACCAUCACGGAUGCUUCUCAGAAAUUCCACAUCCCACUGCUCCUGAGUCGCUUUUCGUACAGCACCUACAGAGGAAGUUAACAAGUGCAGGGACCAAACUGAUUCACACGGAUCUGCCUGAUCCUGAUGUCUGGCUCAAGCUCAUCUACACAGGAAAAAUAACUGUUACAGGUCACUUAAACGUAGCUCAGUUGUAUGAAAAUACCCGAUAUAAAAGUGAAUAUAAAACUACAGGUCCUGAAGUAAAAUUUAUGUUUCAGCUGAUGUGACAGGAUGGAAAAUGUUACAUAACAAAAUAAACUAUACAUUAAAGCAGGGGUUCCCAAACUUUUCCAGGGCAAGGCCCCCCGAAUGGCAUUAACAUUUGACCGAGGCCCCCCUUUUGCAAGAUGUCUUUAAAACACAUUAAAAAUACAGACUUCUGAAUAUACCCCCUUUUUUUAUACAUAUAAACAUUUUUUUAUACAUACCCUUACAUAUUUACAUUACAUUACAUUAGGAAAUUAGGAAACACAUAAUGAUUGUGUGUGUGUGUGGUUGUCAGAGUGAGAAUUUAUUUUUCACACCAAAUUGUUGAGGCCCCCCGGGCGCCCCCUGGCUUUGAAAACCACUGCAUUAAAGAACAAAAUUGCAAAUACCACAGUAGGUUUUUAUCUCCAUCCUCACAGUCUAAGGGCUUUUGUGUUUGAAGCUUUCGGGUUAAAUCACAGUACCAAUGUAAUUUCUGUACGUAUUCUGGAGAAUGAAAUAGCAUUUAUUAAAUAAACUUAGCAAACUUAA
Ictalurus furcatus (blue catfish) is the source of this 1329-nucleotide messenger RNA. RefSeq names its product urate (5-hydroxyiso-) hydrolase a (gene uraha). The transcript is spliced from 6 exons. Gene Ontology annotation, biological process: purine nucleobase metabolic process. Bases 211 to 630 code for a protein of 139 amino acids. NCBI's taxonomy places the organism in Eukaryota, Metazoa, Chordata, Actinopteri, Siluriformes, Ictaluridae. The record is from RefSeq and is a predicted model, not a curated record. Gene Ontology annotation, molecular function: hydroxyisourate hydrolase activity.